UUUUAGACCGAACUACCUUCUUCUCCUUCUUUGUCCCCUUCUUUCCCCUGCCGUCGUCCAUGGCAGCAGUGGUGGCGGUGAAGGAGCAGCCUGGAGGUGCAGUUCGCCUUCUUCCAGCCACAGCACCGGCACACGGUGCACACCACGGCGCACCACUGCCCGCCUGGUCCAUCCUCUUCACCAACCUCCUCCAUUUCCUUCCGUGCACGCAGCCGCUCAACCCGGCACUUGCCCUCGCCUACGCCGCCGCACCGUGUCGUUCGCGGGCUUCCUCUUCCUCGCCGGAUCGGCCGCUAGCUGCGCCCUCGCCGCCCGCCUCGCUUCACGCUCGCCUGCAAGGUCGUGCUCCCCACGUAAUCAAAAUCGAGCUCAGAACCCACCCAGCCUUGGAACAAUCCUGCUCGCUUCUGCUUCUGUAUCUCUCCUCCCUUCCUGAAUCCAGAUGGGCUCCAAGCGACCAGCAGCGAUCAAGAACGGGAAGCCAAGAAUGGGAAGCCAGAAGAGAAUUCCAAAUCGAUCGAGGCAGAGAGGAGGGGGAGAGAGAAAGAGAGAAUCUUUUUAUUUCCUCGGGGGUUUUGAUGAAUUUUUUCUUUCGCGCGGUGGUGGUGGUUCGUGCUUAAGCAAGGGGAUGCCGUUCUGCUCAAGAUGGGACGAAGGAGGAAGAAGAGGGCAUUUUGGUCUAAAAACAUAUUUCUUUGGGUGAACAGGGAUGUCCUUCAGUACCCUUGUAGCCUGCAUUUUUAUGAGUAUGAAGCGAAACGAAACGAAAGACAGCGGCAAAAGAGGAGCAGUGUCAAGCCAAGGGAAGGGAUGGCCGACGAGCACGGCGGCCGGCGGCGGGUGGCCCUGCCGUGGGCGGUGCGGAUCCCGCUCUGCCUGUUGGAGGCCGCCAUCGACGCGUCGCAGCGCCGAGACGGCAGCGUGAACCGCUCUCUGUUCGCGCUGUUCGACCGCUGCGCGGCCGCCAACCCGCGGCCGGACGCCGCCGGCGUCAGCUCGAGGGACGUCACCGUCGACGUGUCCCGCGGCCUCCGGGCGCGCGUCUUCACUCCCCCCGUCGAGGGGCGCCCGCUCCCCGUCAUCGUCUACUUCCACGGCGGCGGGUUCUCGAUGUUCUCGGCGGCGUCCCGCCCCUUCGACGCCCACUGCCGCAACCUCUGCGGCGGGGCCGGCGCCGUCGUCGUCUCCGUCGACUACCGCCUCGCCCCCGAGCACCGGUUCCCGGCCGCGUACGACGACGGGGAGGCCGUCCUCCGUUACCUCGGCGCCUCCGGCCUCCUCCCCGAUGAGGUCGACCUCUCCGCCUGCUUCCUCGCGGGAGACAGCGCCGGCGGCAACAUCGCGCACCACGUGGCCCAGCGCUGGACGGCGUCGACGGCGCCUCCGUCGGAAAACCCCGUCCACCUCGCCGGCGUGAUACUCCUGGAGCCGUUCUUCGGCGGCGAGGAGCGGACGAGCGCAGAGCGCGCGCUGGACGGCGUGGCGCCGGUGGUGAACAUCCGGCGGUCGGACAGGUGGUGGAAGGCGUUCCUGCCGGAAGGGGCCGACCGGAACCACCCGGCCGUGCACGUCACCGGCGACGCGGGGCCGGAGCCCGAGCUGACGGAGGCGUUCCCGCCAGCGAUGGUGGUCGUCGGGGGGCACGACCCGCUGCAAGACUGGGGCCGAAGGUACGCCUGCAUGCUGGAGCAGAAGGGGAAGGCGGUGCGGGUGGUGGAGCUGCCGGAGGCCAUACACGCCUUCUACCUCUUCCCAGAGCUCGCCGGCGAUAACCGUAAGCUCGUCGAUGAGAUCAGGGCGUUCGUGGAAGAAAGCAUAAUUAAGGGCCAAGUAGUCCAUUGAGGCAUUGAUUACUCCGGCUAGUCACAAAUUAUCGCAGUAAAUAAGGAACACAAGAUGCGCCACCCGUUGUUUCUGUAAGAGCAAGAGUACAACCUAGCUUCAAUUUAUCUAUAAUCAAUCUUCAAUUUAUUUAUAGUCA
This is a messenger RNA of Oryza brachyantha (malo sina), 1981 nucleotides long. Its product is annotated as probable carboxylesterase 18. Bases 646 to 1842 code for a protein of 398 amino acids. The transcript is spliced from 2 exons. Gene Ontology annotation, molecular function: hydrolase activity. Lineage: Eukaryota; Viridiplantae; Streptophyta; Magnoliopsida; Poales; Poaceae. The record is from RefSeq and is a predicted model, not a curated record.